Aspergillus campestris IBT 28561 is the source of this 1538-nucleotide messenger RNA. RefSeq lists its product as uncharacterized. The transcript is spliced from 2 exons. The record is from RefSeq and is a predicted model, not a curated record. The coding region runs from base 76 to 1383 and encodes 435 amino acids. NCBI's taxonomy places the organism in Eukaryota, Fungi, Ascomycota, Eurotiomycetes, Eurotiales, Aspergillaceae.
GGCAAGUAUGUAUAUAUCUCGUUAAAUGCCUUUUCGAGGAGUACGAAAUCGCUUCAAUUCCUCGGUGUUAUUUGGAUGAUCGUGACUACUCUCUUUGAAGGAGCCAUGUCAUCCGGAUCUGGAAUCGCACCGCCCCGAAAUACAAUGCUAUGGCGAGCAUUGUGGCCAAAAGAUGGCAAAACCGAUCGAACGACGCAAACACAAGAAUUCGGAUCAGCCUCCAAGUUUACUUUGGAAAACUUUCUGUCUCUUCGCGUCUUACGAACUAAGAUAAGUAUACAUCGUCUUGAUUAUGAUAAAUUUGGCUUGGACCAAAGAUUCAUCGACGAGGCGAAUCGUAUGUUGUGCGAGUAUGACUCCUGGAAGGUAUACUGCGACGGCUUCAAGGACGGGCACGGCAAGAAACGAAAAGAGGGUAAUUUUUUCCUGGCAAAGCUUUAUCAAGAUAGUGCCACAAAGGUCGAAAGCAAAGAAGUCAGCGAGUCUAUCGUGUCAUCCCCUGCAAAUCAUACUAGGUCGCGGGCCCAAAGAAGGGCCCUUAUGGAGGAGCAAGAUCAGUCGCCAACUAAAUUGAAGGCAGACGCGAAUGCAAGCAAGUCGCUGCCAGCUAUACUGAAGGGGUCAAAAAAGCCACUGGCACUCCGGUUGAAAGAUGCGAGAGAGCCGUCUGAUGGCUCCAAAGGGCCACCAAAAACCCCAUCUCCCCCGGCUUCCCCCGCUUCCUACCAGUGGAGGUCGCCAGAUACCCCUGCUUGGAUGCCCAAUGAGACGUUUCCAAAGUCUAUUGAUGAACAGAUCGUCAACACAGCUCUUAUCAAUUUCCUGAAUGCCAUCACAGAGCAUUUCCAGCUUUCCCAGCACUGGACCAUGCACCGGAAAGCAUUCGAGGCCUUUGUCGAAAAGGGAACUAAGAAAGAGAAACUCUAUGAAGCACGAACCGAUGGGUAUCUGGCAGAUGAGAAUGCGAGACGUGUCCGUGCCCUUGUUGAGGUCAAAGCGGCGACUAGGGCCAGCCGCACGCUGGAAAUAUUCAUGCAGGAAAGUGCUCAGAUGGCGGCCUGGAUUCUGGAAUACCCAAACGAGCCUCCGGACCCUCUUGGUCGCCGUUUCCAGGUGCUACAAGACAGAAACGAAAUUUUUCUGAAUUUUGCCAGAUAUGGAAGCAAGUAUCUUUCGUACCUGAGAGGGCAAGGGUCGUUUGACGAAACUGACCCGGAGACUUUCAUGACAAUCUCUGAAGUUGGGCCUUUCAAGACAAGCAGCCUGGGCCACAUGGAAAAGCUAGUUCCGAUCCUCCUUGCACUCACACUUCGCGCUGUUGAGGACGACGAGCAGGAGCUCUUGGUAGCCAAGAACAAGUGGACAGUAUGUAUGGGGUGCUAAACGUGCCACAUACUGGGUACAGCCGAGCCUUGGGGUUUACAGACAAGAAGAAGAAAAAGCGCAUGAACGCACAUAUAUGGUGAUCUUUCUCGAGUUGCCUCGUGUCCAAGAAAUCUUUACUCUACUCAUUUGCUUCUAUAUAUUCACAAGCAUCC